Xyrauchen texanus (razorback sucker) is the source of this 3010-nucleotide messenger RNA. Its product is annotated as E3 ubiquitin-protein ligase rnf146-like. The record is from RefSeq and is a predicted model, not a curated record. Gene Ontology annotation, cellular component: cytoplasm; nucleus. Gene Ontology annotation, molecular function: zinc ion binding; ubiquitin protein ligase activity; poly-ADP-D-ribose binding. The transcript has 2 exons. Lineage: Eukaryota; Metazoa; Chordata; Actinopteri; Cypriniformes; Catostomidae. Gene Ontology annotation, biological process: Wnt signaling pathway; ubiquitin-dependent protein catabolic process. Bases 177 to 1301 code for a protein of 374 amino acids.
AUUAUCAAAGGACAGUGUUGAAAACAGUGUUGUGUUCAUCUCUGUCUAGCAAAUGUCCUCUUUAGCGAUCAAUCUACGUCAAUAAACGAACAAUGAUCGGUCAUCCGGUUACCAGCAGAUGAGCCAAAUCUAAUCGUCGCUGAAAGAAAGAGGCGAAACUUACGAUUUUUGGCAUCAUGGCUAGCUGCAGUGAGGUAAAUGUUUCCGUGGACACCCUGACUUCAGGCAAGAAGGUGAGUGCGGAUUCUCUGACGGAUGGAAGUCCUUCGCCUUUGUCUCCUUCGCUGCCUGUUCCAGAAUGUGCAAUCUGCCUGCAGAGCUGCGUUCACCCAGUACGCCUGCCGUGCCGACAUAUUUUCUGCUUCCUCUGUGUCAAGGGAGCUUCCUGGCACAGCAAACGCUGCGCCCUCUGUAGACAGGAAGUACCUGAGGAUUUCCUGGAAAGGCCCACUUUGCUUUCACCCGAAGAACUGAAGGCUUCGGCAACAGGUGGACGCGGUGCAGGAGCGGGAGGCCACGCAUGGUACUAUGAAGGACGUAAUGGCUGGUGGCAAUACGAUGAGCGUACUAGCCGAGAACUGGAGGAUGCAUUUAACAAGGGCAAGAAGAGUGCGGAGAUGCUCAUCGCCGGUUUCCUCUACGUUGCCGACCUGGAGAACAUGGUGCAGUACAGGAGGAAUGAGCAUGGACGUAGGCGAAGGAUGAAGAGAGAUGUGGUGGACAUUCCAAAGAAAGGUGUAGCAGGACUUAGACUCGAUCCAGAUCCCAGCCCAGUGGUAGGGUCGGGUUCGGUAACAGUAACGGUCGGAGAUGCUGCAGUUGCAGAUUUAAGUGCAAGUGUGGACGGAGCAGCUGUUGAACGAGAAAGCUCGGCGGAUGGAGCGGAUACUAGUGCCAACAGUGGGCGUCCUCAAGGCGUCUUUGCGCCUCCUCCCAUUAGACCGUCAACUGUCUUGGGGGGUCAUCUGACUGGCCCUGCGGGGUCCUCUAGUGGCAUUCAGCUUGUUCAGGCGCUGGCACAACUGAAUAUCAACCCUGUUGAACCUGGACUAGAUGAGGAAGACAUCGAUGACGAAGAUGACUCUGUCAUUCCGGAUGCCUCGGGUUAUGAGUCCGAAUCCAGCACAAGCGAGGAAGACGACGAAUCCAUUGGUGGCGAGGGUGCACUCGAGGGAGCGGAAAGCUCCCGGGGAAGGCAUAGACUGCAGCAGUUGGACAGACCGCCCCCUGGUGGUGGCCCUGCACAUGGCAGCGAUCGUUCUGGGUGCCCCGAUGGUCAGUGCACCGUUACGAAGGUCUGACCACCACAAGGUUGGGUAGGAGUCCAGUCUAACCACUGGACACCUACCCAACAACUGCUGGGUAUUUCAAAACCAAUCUCUGAAAUGCAAAAAAUGAAUUCACAGACUUGGAUAGGGCAGAUACUUGGUACAGAGGGUUUUAGUGUAAAAAUAGUGCUUGUAUUUCUCAAUCUUAGUAGACUGUACCAGGGAUGUGCUCUUUGAUUGGAAAUAACAGGCAAAACUACAAUAAAACUUGCUUUUUAUCAUAUUAAUCCUGAUAAGUAGCCCAGACAGUCCAUUUUCAAGUGAAAUUUAUAUUGCCACUAAAAGCUGAUAGUUUGAUAGCACUGCCUGAUGGUAAAACAUGUACUCAAUUGUCAUCGCAAUGUACACCAACCAUUGUGCUAUGCACUUUAUAACAAUUAGUGCGCCAAACAUUAAUGAAGACAAACGUAUCUGAAUUUCACGAAAACAUGCCCAGGUCACAUUUCCCCAUAAUCUAGAAAAUAUAUGUUGCCUUUUUUUUUUUUUUUAGGAUCAUUUUAAAUAAAGCCUAUUUUUACAAUCAUUAAUAUAUUUUGUUUUGACAUUAUUUUCGUGACAAUUAAACACAUUACCGUAAUGCAUCCGUUUUUAUGUAAUUCACAUUCUUAUUGUUGUUCUUAAGAUUCACACUGUUAAAAUUAUUUUUGUAUUACCCCAAUGUAUCAAUGCUUAAUUUGAAUAAUAUAUCAUUAUUAUUGCAUUGCAAUACAGUUACAAGAAUUUGAGAAUUAAUUUAGUCAUGAAAAUAAUAUCAUAAUGCAAAACAUUAUAAUGAUACAAAACAUUUCAGGAUCAUGUACCAUUUUAAUAGUCCUAAAAUAUCAAAGUUAUUUUAUUCCUUUUGAUUUUGGGGUGAAAUAUGACCCAGAUGUGUUCUUGACCGGUUUCAUAAAAUACAUGAGAUUUAAAAAAAUAUAUAUUUACUUUAGAUUAUGUCUAGCAUGACUCAACACAUCAUUCAGUGGUAAUGCGGUCAUGGAGUAAAAAAAUAAUAAUAAUAAGAUUUUUCUGAACUUAAAAUCUCUUCAUAAAAUAUUCAAUAUUAGUUUUUAACCAAGAGGAAUCUGCCAUGGCAUCAGAAAAUAAUAAGCCACUUACACUAUUUUAGUACGAUAAAAUGAAACUACGUGUUGUACACAUUGAAUAUGGUUUCAAAAUGCUCAACUUUAUUCCUCUAACCCAUUCUUUUCAUCAGAAACGACCCUUCAUUUACUACUAGUGUUUCAUGAUGUGAGGUUUAAAAACAAAACACUUAACGGUGUGUGCAUUUGCGUUUAUUUUAAGCAAUUUGUCUUCAUUCGAUCAGUUUCAUUUUGGUGUGCUUUUCUGUUUCAUGAUUUUGCAUGUGUUGCUGUGAGCAAUGGAAGGAGCCCUGGGCUAUGACAAACUCUGGGAAGGGGCGAGUUUUUUCAGAUGUUGUAAUUGUAGUUUAGUCCUCAGAUUGCUGCAAACGGAGUGCGAGAGUAGUUUUCAAGCGGAAGUGUUUGAUUUUAAGUUUUUUUUUAUUUGAAUGUUACUUUCAUCCAUGAUAAAUCUCAUCAUCAUUUGUUCAGGUUCUUUGUUGUCAAUGAAACAAAUUGAAAACUAUAAUAGAGAAAUAACUUCUUUUGGUGUAUUUUUGUUUUAAUGUGUUGUUUUGUUACCAGGUUUAUCUGAAAAAUAAAGUGUUGUCUGUUACCUGU